GGCUCAUUCUACGUUCUCUUCAACCACCAUCAUGUCUGGUCGACUUCAACACAAGGUCGCUAUUGUCACUGGCUCUGGCUCCGGCAUCGGUUUAGAAUCCUCUCUGCUUUUUGCAAGUGAAGGCGCCAACGUCGUUCUCGCCGAUGUCAAUCUCCCAAGUGCUCAAAAAGGUGCAGACUUGAUCAAAGACCGAUACCCCACUGUCAAGGGGAUCGCAGUCAAAUGCGAUGUUGGAAAGGAAGAGGACGUCAAGGCUGUUGUUGAUUUGGCCGUAAGGGAAUUUGGGAGGUUGGAUGUCAUGUUCAACAAUGCAGGCAUUAUGCACCCAGAAGAUGAUAACGCCCUCAACACUGAAGAUCGUAUCUGGGAUCUCACUAUGCGAAUCAACGUCAAGGGCGUUUGGUGGGGAUCCAAGUAUGCUGUUCUUGCGAUGCGUCAAAACCCUACCGAUGAGGCCAAAGGGCUUCACGUUGGUGGGAGCAUCAUUAAUACCGCUAGUUUUGUUGCAGUCGUAGGAUCUGCAACACCUCAAAUUGCCUAUACUGCGUCCAAAGGUGCUGUCUUGACAAUGAGCCGUGAACUUGCUAUGGUCCAUGCUCGAGAAGGCAUUCGCGUCAAUUCCCUUUGCCCUGGCCCGCUGAAAACCCCUCUUUUAAUGGACUUCCUCAACACUGACGAAAAGAAACAACGCAGAUUGGUGCAUCUCCCCAUGGGGCGAUUUGGAGAGGCAAUUGAACAAGCCAAAGCUGCGUUGUUCCUCGCCAGCGAUGAAAGUAGCUACGUCACGGGAACUGACUUUAUGGUGGAUGGAGGGUUGACAAACGCCUACGUUACUUCUAUCGGCGAACCCACCCUACCACCUCCUUCGAGCUUGAUAUGAUUGAGGUUGUUACGAGUGAAACAAUAAUAGUUCAAAUUGAAUUCGCGUAUUUUCAAUAACUCAUGAUAGCAGCGACAUAAAGUCCAUCAAGUAAGGCCAGCUCGACGACGAUGUCACCUAGCCCUUAAGCGUAGGGAAAGACAAGACGGGCCAAUUAGCCCCAGGCGG
This is a messenger RNA of Marasmius oreades (fairy-ring Marasmius), 1048 nucleotides long. RefSeq lists its product as uncharacterized. Lineage: Eukaryota; Fungi; Basidiomycota; Agaricomycetes; Agaricales; Marasmiaceae. Bases 32 to 880 code for a protein of 282 amino acids. The record is from RefSeq and is a predicted model, not a curated record. The transcript has 10 exons.